AUGGGAAACCCGAACGAGAGCCGGCCGUCGGCUCCUGAACAAAUGUCGAACUCCCCGCCAUCGACGGCGCCACAACAAGAACAUCUGCAGGGCUCCUCGUCGCGACCGCCCUCUUUCCCUUCCGCCCCAUCCUAUGAUGAACCGCCGCCCGAUUAUCAUGCGGCGGUCAACUACCCGAGUGUCCCCAGCUAUCAACAGCAGCAACCACCCCAGCAAACAGCCGUCAAGCCAUAUCCGGUACAACAAUCCUACGGGUCGCACACGGCUCCGUCGUACCCCACGCAAAAUGCCCCGGCUCCGCAUUUGAUCUACAGUGGCGGGUACCAGCAGUCGAGCGGCGGUGGUGCUCCCCCUCCUCCUCCACCGCCCGGCCAGCCUGCCGUCGUCGUCCAAGUCGUCCGGGAACAUUCGAAUGUGCUGCGAUGCGCUUAUUGCCCGAACGGAGUCGUAGUGCGCGAAACGGACGGAUGCUGCGUGUGCAUGUUGGUGAUCAUGAUGCUGUUCACGUUCCCGUUCGGGCUGCUUUUCCUGCUCUGUCUGCCGUGCGCCGUCCACAAUCGCUGUCAUCAAUGCCAUCGCAUCGGG
Mesorhabditis spiculigera is the source of this 585-nucleotide messenger RNA. Lineage: Eukaryota; Metazoa; Nematoda; Chromadorea; Rhabditida; Rhabditidae. The record is from the annotation of a GenBank genome assembly.